Molecule: messenger RNA, 1155 nt
Organism: Amphimedon queenslandica
Lineage: Eukaryota; Metazoa; Porifera; Demospongiae; Haplosclerida; Niphatidae
Product: UPF0553 protein C9orf64 homolog
Exons: 9
Coding region: 51-1097 (348 amino acids)
Source: RefSeq, a predicted model, not a curated record
GAUCUACCGUAAUCUAGAUCUAGGCGUGGCUGGAAAGGUCUUUAUUAUCCAUGAUAAUGGAUUCUUCAAGAUGUGGCCUGGUAUUGUCAUCUGCUCAAUUUAUAUCAUCAAACUCCAAACAUGUGACGAUUUGCGAGGAGGGCGUAAAGAAAGGAGCACAAAUAUUAAUUAAUUUGAUUAAUAAUUGGAAGCAAUUAAAUCCAAAUGAAGUAGCAGAUACGUUAAAACCACCUGUUGAUACAGACAAAGAAUUGCUAGAAUGGAUUUUUCUUGUGUCUUCAUUAAACUUUUGUUUCUGGUCAGACGAUGAGCUAUUCACAGUUGAAGUUGAAGGCAACACAUACACUGGAUACUUGUCGUUAAUAGCAUCACUGUACAGAGCAGUUAAAAUAAAAGGUGUUAGGAUUUACGAUCCAGCUGUGUAUGGUAAAAUGACACUGGAAGAAUUAAGGGAAAUAUUCUCUUCAUGCAAUAAUACUGAAAUACCAAUGAUUGAAGAAAGACUACAGAAUUUGCAUGAAUGCUCACGUGUACUGAAUGAAAAAUUUGAUGGCAGUGUUGUAAAGUUGGUCAAUUUAGCUGAGAAAAGUGCUCAAAAACUUGUUCACAUUUUAAAAGAUAAUUUUGAAAAUUAUAAUGAUAAAAGUACUUACAAAGGAAAAGAAGUGUUUUUCUUAAAAAGAGCACAGAUAUUUGUGUCCUAUGUGAAGUCUUACUUCAAAGGAAAAGGAUAUGGAGAAUUUCAUGAUAUCAAAACACUAACGAUGUUCCCUGAUUAUCGUGUUCCACAAAUAUUAUUGAAAAUUGGUGCAUUGAGAUAUAGUGCAGAGCUGAGAGCAAAGCUAGAUAGAGGUGAGCAUUUACCAGCUGGCUGUGAAGAGGAAGUAGAGAUUAGAGGUUGCACUGUUCAAGCAAUUGAAUUGAUUCGUCGCUCUUUAUCAUCACCGUCAUUGGUAAUACCAGGAACUGGUAAAAGCCUAUCAAUGGAGGAGAGGCAGUCAAUGCCUUCUUGUACAAUUGAUCAUUUCUUCUGGAAGUAUGCUAAAGACCAUGGCAGCCCAUGCCCGAUUCAUAAAACCAUAACUAUAUUUUACUGAAAUGAAAACGACAAGUGUCCACUUUAUUUUGCAGUAAAAUCAUUAUUAAUAUAUCAUA